CUCCCCCUCCCCCGCGCCUCGUCACCGUUCCGAUCUCUCUCUCCUCUCCAUCUCGUUCCUCCCCCACCUGCGCAGCCAAGAAGUUCAAACCCUAGUCCAGCCUGCGAGCGCCGACACGUCGCGCCGUGCGGCUUCCCGCGAGCAGGGGCUCCGGCCGACCGCGGGGGGGAUGAGCGGCGCAGCCUACAGGGACCGGGGAUUCGGCGGCGCCGCGGAGAUGGACCGGAAGCGCAUCAAGGAGGCGCUCGAGAAGCACACGGAGAGGCCGUCCCCGUCCACCUCCAGGGGGGCGUCCAGGGAGAAGGAGCUGCUCGCCGCCGGCAAGAUAACCACUCAGAUCGGCAAGGUCCCCAAGGUCUCCGACGUCGAGGAAUUUGAAACUGAUAGUGAAGAUUCUGAUGUUAGUGGUUCUGAAGGAGAGGACACAUCUUGGAUUUCAUGGUUCUGUAGCUUGCGAGGCAACGAAUUCUUCUGUGAGAUUGAUGAUGAUUAUAUACAGGAUGAUUUCAAUCUCUGUGGCCUAAGCAGUCAGGUGCCAUAUUAUGAUUAUGCACUUGAUCUCAUCCUAGACAUCGAGUCUUCUAAUGGUGAUGUAUUCACUGAGGAGCAAAAUGAAUUAAUCGAGUCAUCUGCAGAGAUGCUGUAUGGUUUAAUUCAUGCACGGUACAUCUUAACCAGCAAGGGUCUAGCUGCAAUGUUAGAAAAGUUCAAGAACUAUGAUUUUGGCAGAUGCCCUCGAGUAUACUGCUGUGGUCAACCCUGUCUUCCAGCAGGGCAAUCAGACAUUCCUAGGUCAAGCACAGUGAAGGUGUUUUGUCCAAAAUGUGAAGAUUUACACUAUCCAAGGUCCAAGUACCAAGGCAACAUUGAUGGAGCAUACUUUGGUACGACAUUCCCUCAUCUCUUCUUGAUGACAUACCCACACCUGAAGCCACAGAAGCCAUCACAGCAAUACGUCCCAAGGGUUUUUGGCUUCAAACUUCACAAGCAGUCAUGACGAACUUUUACCAGCGGGCGCUAUUUGUUUUUACCUAGUGUUAGAGAUGGAACACCUUGGCCUGAAAAUGUUGUGGCCUCUUGAUUCGAGUACUCGCGAGCUCGAAUCUUGCUGUAAACUGCUGAGCAACUGUAUCUGUUUUCUUGUAUGACUCUUGUGUAAUCUAGGUUUCCUCACUUGAUCAAUCUAUGCACAUUUGCAUGUUA
Molecule: messenger RNA, 1203 nt
Organism: Aegilops tauschii subsp. strangulata
Lineage: Eukaryota; Viridiplantae; Streptophyta; Magnoliopsida; Poales; Poaceae
Product: putative casein kinase II subunit beta-4
Cellular component (GO): cytoplasm; protein kinase CK2 complex
Molecular function (GO): protein kinase regulator activity
Source: RefSeq, a predicted model, not a curated record